AUGGUGUGACCAGCCCUCUUGGAAGCCUCAGUUGGCCAUAGCUCAGGAAGAUUUCUUGGACGCCAUCUUGUUUCAGAGCUGCUUCUUAAGCUACUUGGGAAAAAUGAUGUGACAGUUCAUUUCAAAAAGGAGUUUUUUGAAAUAUAACUUCUGUGAAGAAAGUGGUCCUUUUUCUCUUUUGCAAAAUAGACAUUCUCAAAUUCCAAAAUGCCAGCCAAGACCCCGAUUUAUCUGAAAGCUGCCAAUAAUAAGAAAGGAAAGAAGUUUAAACUGAGGGACAUUCUGUCUCCCGAUAUGAUUAGUCCUCCCCUUGGAGACUUUCGCCACACCAUUCACAUUGGCAAAGAGGGCCAACAUGAUGUUUUUGGGGACAUUUCCUUUCUUCAGGGCAACUAUGAGCUUCUACCUGGAAACCAGGAGAAAGCACGCAUGGGCCAGUUCGCUGGGCAUAAUGAGUUUUUCCGGGCCAACAGCACCUCUGACUCUAUGUUCACAGAAACGCCCUCCCCAGUGCUCAAAAAUGCCAUCUCUCUCCCAACCAUCGGAGGGUCCCAAGCGCUCAUGCUGCCCUUAUUGUCACCAGUGACAUUUAAUUCCAAGCAGGAGUCCUUUGGCCCAGCAAAGCUGCCCAGGCUCAGCUGUGAGCCUGUUGUGGAGGAAAAGGCUCAAGAGAAAAGCUGUCUUCUGGAGAACGGGACAGUCCACCAGGGAGACACCUCAUGGGGCUCCAGUGGUUCCGCGUCUCAGUCCAGUCAGGGCAGGGACAGCCACUCGUCCAGCCUCUCUGAACAGUACCCCGACUGGCCGGCGGAGGAUACGUUUGACCAGCCUUCCCCAUGUGAGCUCAUCAAGGAAAAGACAAAAUCAGAGGAGUCCCUCUCUGAUCUGACAGGCUCCCUCCUCUCCCUGCAGCUUGACCUGGGGCCUUCACUUUUGGAUGAGGUGCUGAAUGUCAUGGAUAAAAACAAGUAACAGAACACCAGCCCAUUUCCUCUGGGGUGAAAGGUACCGAAAAGCCAAAACUAACCACAGUCAAGGAGGAGAGCUUCACUGGUUAUAUUUGCAAUUGUGCCAUGGGUUUUCUAAAAUAACAUUCCUACAAGAUAUUUUUUUACCUAUUGUGUUUCGUCCUUUUUGCAAAAUGUUUUUUUACAAAAGGAAAAAAAAAAAAAAAACCCUAUCCUGGCAAAAAGAGGAAAUGAGUCAGUCAGCGCCCAUUUUCGGCAGGCAUUGCUGUUUUUCAGCUCACAUUUUUGUUUGCAGACAAGUAAGGAAUCUGGCUUGACUGGGAUUGGCACUAGUUAUGAAGAGCUGGGAGAGUCAAAGGAAGGAACUUUGCAGUACUCCAGCAUUUUCUGAGCAAGAGGAAGUCAAAAUUAUUUAACACCUAAGCCUUUUUUCUAGACUCUUCUAUAUUGUACUGUUUGGGUUUACCAUAGCAAAUUCUUCAGUGUUAAAACUUUUCUCUGUUUUCACAUUUGAAUAAUUUUAUGGGCUUGGGGGAUUUUCUUGUAGUUCUUACAUAUCCCUAUAUAUUAUAUCUAUAUUGCAAAAUUUUGACUGUCACCUACAUGUUGGUAAGACACAAGCAAAGUAUUACUGUAACUAAGUUAUUUUUAAAGUUAAAAUAUAUUUUUAUGUGCCUUUGGCUUUUUAUUGCAGAGUCUACAUUUUAUAGAUAUUGCAUCAAAUGUUAUUUGACUUGUUUCCGUUGAGGUUCCAUUGUAAGCCGUGUGUGGAUGUGUUUGGAAAAGUGUAUUCAUACUUAGUGUUAUUUUUUUUUUCCACCUGUUAUCAUACUUCUAACAGCAGCCAACAAUGGCUUGUAAAGUAUAAAGGCACAGGUUACUCACGAUGCUUCUGCAGAGACUGUGGGCUUCACCACAUAAUGUAUUUGGAAAUAUGGGUAUUUUAGUACAGUGCAUACUUGGAUUACGUAGGUACUUCAUGCAACACAAUAAAGAGUAAAUG
Molecule: messenger RNA, 1971 nt
Organism: Orycteropus afer afer
Lineage: Eukaryota; Metazoa; Chordata; Mammalia; Tubulidentata; Orycteropodidae
Gene: CDC42EP3
Product: CDC42 effector protein 3
Source: RefSeq, a predicted model, not a curated record